AUGGCGACAAACGGCACUACCCAUGAGGUGGAAGCUAAGCUGAAGAACAAUCGUGCCAAGGUCAUCGUUGACGCCGCCGCAGCGGGAGGAUAUGCCAUUGCCGCCGUCUGCUGCUAUAAUUUAGAGGCCAUUAUCGCCACAGUUCGCGCAGCUGAGUCUAAGCGAUCGCCAGCCCUAAUACAGCUUUUCCCAUGGUCGGUCGAGUACGCCGAUGGCCUCCUAAUACACGCUGCCGCAGAGGCCGCGGAUAAGGCGACAGUCCCCAUCGGCGUGCACAUGGAUCAUGCACAAGAUCCCGAUAUAAUUAGGCGAUCUGCGGACUUGGGCGGUUUUGACGGCAUCAUGGUCGACAUGAGCCACUACGAGCGCGGGGAGAACCUGCAGCUGACCAAGGAACUCGUCGCCUACUGCAACGCCCGGGGCAUCAUCACCGAAGCCGAGCCGGGCCGCAUAAACGGGUGUGAAGAUGGCAUCGCAGAUACGGUCGAUCUGGAGGAGGUGCUCACGACGCCCGAGCAAGCAGAAGAAUUCGUGGCCACGGGAAUCGACUGGCUCGCACCUGCAUUCGGCAACGUCCACGGACCGUACGGGCCGAAAGGUCCGCAGCUCGACUUCCCGCGACUGGAACGAGUGCGGGCGGCUGUCGGAGACAGAGUGCGAUUGGUUCUGCACGGCGCCCAUGAGGACUAUUUCCAAGCGGAGCUACUGGCCAAGUGCAUAUCUUAUGGAAUGGCCAAGGUGAAUGUCAAUGGGCCGGUAAACGCUGCUUAUACAAAAGUAGCGGCCGAGUGGACUGGCAAGGUGCCAUUGACCACAGUGAUCGAGAAGCAGACCAAGGCGAUGCAGGACGUUGUAGAGUAUCACAUGGACUUCUUGAAAUCAACGGGGAAGGCGGCAUAG
Messenger RNA from Pestalotiopsis fici W106-1, 900 nucleotides. RefSeq names its product fructose-bisphosphate aldolase. The record is from RefSeq and is a predicted model, not a curated record. Gene Ontology annotation, biological process: carbohydrate metabolic process. Bases 1 to 900 code for a protein of 299 amino acids. Gene Ontology annotation, molecular function: aldehyde-lyase activity; zinc ion binding. NCBI's taxonomy places the organism in Eukaryota, Fungi, Ascomycota, Sordariomycetes, Amphisphaeriales, Sporocadaceae. The transcript has a single exon.